AUGGCAGACUCCAUUGCCAAUUUGACUGUCGACUACAAAAUCAAGACAGUGAUUGGUGUGUCCGAGAAGGGUCCGUUCUUUUCCAUACCCACAGAGUUUGAGGCAUGGAAUUGCGCCGGAUAUCUCAACCUCCGUGAUCAUCAGAUGUUGCUGUUCAUUCUGCACAAGCAGAACAUGACUGGGGAAAGCGGGAUUGCCAGUGGCACCAUAGCGACCACACUGUUGACCAGGGAUGCCUCCGAGCUACAACUGGAGAUGAGUGCUCACUCAUUCAAGGCCAAACUCCAGGUCGAGAUGAAGACACGUGGAGAACCCUCGCAACUCCGCAGGUCGAAUGCUGCAGGCAGCAGUGGGUAUGGGUAUGAGCCAGCUACCCCGACAGCUCCCGAUGAGGUUUCAGUCCUCAGUCCUGCUGUCCCAGAGCAGGCAUUGCACGAGGGGUUUGCAGCAGAGAGAGGGGAGUCCUCAGUCCCCGGUCCUGCUGUGGAGAAUGAUGCGCUGAUCGACUGGGAGUUGUUGCAGUACCAUUUGAGGACACACUUGGACAUUCCGGGGGUGUUCCGUUCAGAGCCCACAAUGCAGUUUUCCUGGCUGGGCCGAGCCGUUCCACGUCAUGCGACUUACAGUGUGGAGGUUGGUUCCACUGUGACAGAAUCUGCUCUCAGAUGCCGUGGUGGGUUGGACAUUGCAGCGACAGUCCUGCAGUCCUACAGUCCCUCCUCACUGCCCAAGAACAUGAAAGCAGAGAGCAUGCUGGAGUUCAUUCGGGAACCAGUCCAGAUGGACAAAAUGGCAGCCUGGUUGGAGGCAGUCGGCAGGAAUGAGGUCCCCUGCACCCCGGCCUUGCUGUACCACUACUGCCAGAAGGGCUUCGAGGGCUUCUCCCAGUGCCAGCAGGAGUACUUCUACCCUACGGGGUUGAGCUACAACUUGACCAAACACGUUUCCGAAAUCGUCAUGCUGAUGUGCGAUGCUCUCAUCUUGGCCCGCUGUUUCCCUACGUCUGUCGAAGACAGUCUGGCACCACCGUCGAGAAGAGAGACAGUCUCGCAGUUCUUGGACCAGUAUUUUGGAUAUGGCUGGGCGCGCUGGAGAUGUCCGUUUGACUACGUUCCUGACUACACUCGUGGUGAAUACAGCACAUCGGAGUUCGCAGUCCUGACUGCCCAGGUGGAUGACUUCCGAGUGGACGACUUCUUCGAUGUUGAUGAUCUUUGGUCAUGGUGGCUUCCGAUUAAUGGAACCUUCAUCUGGGCAAUGUACACCCCUCCGGAUACCGACAAUGGCAUUCGCACAGUCAGCUUUUGGAAGAUCGUCCGGAGCCAGCAGAACGGCCGCUACGUUCAUAUCGGGGACAACUAUGUCUGGCAGCCCGCGGACAAUUCGCAGUUCAACCCAGAGUAUGCCGAGCGCGAAGUCCUGAAGCCGAAUUGGUGCAUACAGUCCAUUCCUGGAAUCCAGAAAUCCUACAUGCAAAUUGGGAAAUGGACUUGCAACCGCAUCGGUGUUGCCACCCCAGAGUUUCGAAAGCGCAAGAUCUUCAUUCUCGAGAUGACCCACGAACCAGGCCGGCACUCCCAGCGCAGGCCAUCUUUGACUUUGAUCAAAUUGGACAACACGACGAUCCCUGAGGAGCUGUUGAGAUUUGUCAAGUACGCACAGUACUAG
Symbiodinium sp. CCMP2592 is the source of this 1668-nucleotide messenger RNA. The record is from the annotation of a GenBank genome assembly. Lineage: Eukaryota; Dinophyceae; Suessiales; Symbiodiniaceae.